GCUGUCACCUGCUGCUGGGGUUCCAGGAACGACCUAGAGCAGUGGCCCAAUUACCCUGCAAAAGACAGCACUCUACGUGUCCAGGGACAGGACAGCGAUUGACUGGUAAAUACUCACAUAUGAGCUCCGCGAUUGCGUGACUAAAAUUUGGUGUGCAGUACUGAUGUGAUGCUGGAGGAUCAGCUCAAGGUGCACUGAGCCUCCCAUGGCAGUCAGCACCAUGGACUCCAAGUCAGCCCGGACACCUCAACCCCAGGCCACACUGACAAAGGGAGGCCCUUCUCUGUUGCCUACUGGGGCUCUGAGUACCACGUUGGGGCCUCAAGGGAAGCAUUAUGUCUGUGGUUCCCUUGCAGCUUUUACCAAUAUUGUGGUGACCUUUCCCAUACAGAAGGUGCUAUUCCGCCAGCAGCUGCAUGGUGUGUUGGCUUCUGAAGCAGUGCAACAGCUCCAGAGGGAUGGGCUGAGGAAUCUUUACCGGGGCCUGCUGCCCCCACUGCUCCAAAAGUGCACUACGGUGGCCAUCAUGUUUGGCCUUUAUGAGGACUUCUCUAGAGUGUUACUUGACCAGGCAGGUAGCAGCGGUGUUCCAGAGAUUGUCACGAGAAGCUUUGCUGCAGCGUUGGCAGGCACCACAGAAGCCAUCCUCACACCAUUUGAGCGGGUACAGACUCUCCUACAAGACCAUCGGCACCACGGCCGCUUCAACAACACAGCCCACACCUUUCGGACACUUGUGACCGAGCAUGGUGUCAGAGAGUGUUACCGUGGCCUUGUACCCAUACUCCUCCGUAAUGGCCCCAGCAAUGUGCUCUUCUUUGGGCUCCGGGGCCCAAUUAAAGAGCUACUGCCAGAAGCGACUAACAGAGCCGGUCAUUUGGUUAAUGAUUUUGUUUGUGGAGGGGUGUUGGGAGCAGCUCUUGGCAUCAUGUUUUACCCAUUAAAUGUGAUAAAAUCCCGGGCUCAGUCUCAGGUUGGUGGAGCCUUCCAGCCAUGCAGGGAGGUGCUGUUAACAGUGUGGAGAGAGAGGGGAGGCAGCCUGCCCAAGCUUUUCAGAGGGGCCCACCUCAACUACCACCGUUCACUUCUCUCCUGGGGCAUCAUCAAUGCCACCUAUGAGCUGCUGCUGAAGCUCUUAUGAGAGGAAGAAUCAACAGGACGAAAUGUAGAGGAAGUAUAUCAAGGGAAAACUUUUACUGAGGGCAGUUUGAAGGUGGAAAUGGCAAAGUAGAGUUGAUGCAAAUACAAUCUGGUUCUGUUUGUGAGACAGAGAUUCCAUGAAUGAGAGAUAGUAGAAAAGUUGCACUUCUGACGGGGGCCAACAGUCAGUGUAAGAUAACCACCUGCCAUUGUUACUUUUCUUUUCAGUGUUGUCAAAGUAUUAAAACCAAAACACGUUUUAGCCUUCACAGAACUUGUGCCAGGGUCCAAAUGGAAUGACCUUGCUUACUCGUACAGGAAAAGAAGCCGAGGGAGUAAACAGAACUCCUACUGUGUUCAUUUCUUUUUUUUUUUUCUUUCUUUUUUGUUUACAGUCACAAGAAAAUGUAUUCUGAUUGUUUUAAUAGACACUUCUUUCUUUGUAUGUGCUGUGUGCUGUGGUGUUUUGAAGAUUGUAACCAUCUGUUUGUUAGACCAAGAGCACUUCCUCUGAGAUUCUGCCAUGUAAAUACGUCUGUGCGUUUGACCAUUUAGACGCUCUAAUCCUCAAGGAGAGAGUAAUAAACUGUUGGCCUGUUUAUUUCUCCUCACAGCCGCUCUCUGCUUAUUCAGAGCUCAUGCUGAAGAGAUAAGAAGGGUAAUAAAAUAAUUAAAAUCAGUAUCCAUGAUACUUGUUUUGGGAAAUGCCAAAUAUAUUAAAUGGAAAAAUAGAAACAUCUGAAUACUUAUAUAUUUUUUGGAGUUUCUGUUUUCACAUGAUUCAUCUAUGUGAAAUGUCCUGCUAAGUAUAGUUUGUUUUGAUUUAUUUUCGGAAGUGCCACAGGCAGGGUGUGUUAUGAUUUUAGACAAGUGCUCAAUUAUGUAACACCCAGAUUUGUCUGUUUUUUGGGGUUUUUUUUUUUUUUUUGGUUUUUCAUUUUUAUUGAAAGAAUAAAAGUUUAUUUGAUUUAGACUGCUGUUGCAACAAAAAAGAAAUGGAUUUAUUUUGAUAUGAAGCUUUGCUUCAUUUGUUCAUUUUGAACCAGUUCUCUUUUAUUGACUCUAAAACAAAAUACUUCUGAAUGUUGUUUUUUUUUUUCUUCUUCUUUUUUCUUUUCAUUUCUCCAGUUUUUCCCUUUGAGUCAUUCUCAUUUAUUCUUUUCAUUUCUCUCCUGCUCACACUGAUAUUUUCCUUCUCUCACGCCUGCUCUCCUCUCUGUCUGUAACAUCUGUUGACAUAAUGGGCUCAGAUUUCAAGCUUGAGUAGAUCCAGUCACCACUCCGCGGCUCUGGCUGUGUACAGCAGCUCAAACGGGAAAGACACACUGCUUGGACACUUUAGAGACUGAAGAGUAACGGUACUGAGUGAAAGCAGGGACAGAGGGUAAUGUUCAGUGGCACAAAAAGCUCAAGCUGCCAUGUAAAUGAACCAUUUGGCCUAUUUCUUAAAAUGUUUUCAUAUGUGCAGUAUACUGGAUUUCCUGGGAGUUCCUUUUAAAUAGGUUUUAUAUUCCAUUUUCUUUAGUGGAAUGCCCUUUUUUAUGUUGAGUAAUAUUGUUUAUGGUUUUCUUGAAGCACAAGACACUGCAUUGCUUUAACAAUGUCAUUAAUAAACAGCUAAAGCAAAUAUACGUCCAAUAAAACCACAAAUAAAGUCUGUUAUGUGGAAGUUUAUGCAGAAUAAAUAGCUGACAGCCAUAUUGUCUUUAAGAAAAAUCUUAAUUCAUUAAAAAAAGAUGGCAGGUGUAUGUCUGUAAAAGGCUGUCAUGAAUCACAAAAGUGGGUUUUGUGUAGUUUUUGUCAGUUUUCUGACUAGUGAGUCACAGUAUAAUCUGUCAUUUUUCUGCCAUGUCCUACCUUCAUUAUACACUUUAAUCUCUUUGUAAUAAGCAUCACCCAAUAUUUAUGUAAAGGAGAUAAAUAAAACUGCACUGAAUCAU
This is a messenger RNA of Melanotaenia boesemani (Boeseman's rainbowfish), 3080 nucleotides long. RefSeq names its product mitochondrial nicotinamide adenine dinucleotide transporter SLC25A51-like. The record is from RefSeq and is a predicted model, not a curated record. The coding region runs from base 206 to 1141 and encodes 311 amino acids. The transcript is spliced from 2 exons. NCBI's taxonomy places the organism in Eukaryota, Metazoa, Chordata, Actinopteri, Atheriniformes, Melanotaeniidae.